CCGGCGUGGAACCAGCCGAGCCACAAAGUGGCGGGAAUCGGCGCCGGGGAGGGUCGCAGGAUGGAAGUGCUGUCAGUGGAUUUGCCAAUGUGCUCUGAAGCAAGAAGCACCCAGCAAGAAAUAGCCUUAGAGAUUGAAAGGACACACAAUCUCACCCUCAGCAUGCAAUUCAGCUCAGGACAACUGCUGUCAAACUACGUGCAUCACCAGGGGGUACCUUUUGGUGACCCCGAUUUCAACCCAACCAUUCAGCCCUUUCCAGGACUCCCGUUGCCAACCCUGUCUACCACAGAGUGGCUUGGUCUCACCGACAAGGAGCGGCUGCAGCAGAAUGCCUCCGCCUUCUCCAAUUUGCAGGUGUAUUUAGCCAGCGUGAAAUGCCAGCAAAUGGAUCUGAAUCCAUUGGAAGAUGAAUUACACCGUAAGCUCGAUUCUUCGCGCCUGCACUGUUUGGGUCUGGAGAAUAACCUUAAAUCCAUCAUGUCUUCCCUGGGCAUCGUGCCAGGUCCAGUUGUACCUGCUGAGCCUCUGGAAUCUGACAACGCCUUCCUUAUGAAACUCACAGGCUACUACGUUUGCCAUCUCUUCCAAGACUGGGUCAACAGAUGUGAAAAGGACAUAGCCUUAUUAACUAAGAAAUAUCCUGUCUGAAAAUGCUUCUCUUUCCACAUUGACCAGAGGCAGGGCUGGAAAUAUGGAGGGUGCACAACACGCCCCCGGUAUUUCUCUAAACUAUGGCUCGGCUCGAUCUAUCCGUUUUCUUGAGUUCACACAAAAUAUCAGCACGCAGCACCUUUAACCACUGAGUCAGUUGCAAAUCCAAUCCUUACUGUCAGACAAUGUACUCAAACUUGCUUAGUUUUAAGCUGGUUUGUUUGCAUCUUACCUUGUUGUGCAAAUUCGGCUUGCUUGGGUCAGCUUAUUACAUGUUCUGUCCAAGAAAAUGGGUUUAUUUAGUAACCAGGUUAAAAGGGGGUUGCAGCUAUUCAGGGGUAGGCUUCAAAAAUUUUAGCAAGGGGUUCUCUGCCUGGCCUCUGCGUGGCCAUGGUGAUUGUACACUAGUCGGCCUCCUGCACCACGGUGGGGGAGGAGCAUUUUUGCCCUUCCCGGACUCCGAAGGCUUUUUUCAAGCUUCCGGGAGGGUGAAAAUGGUCUCCCCAGGUUCUGAAAGCCCUCAGGAGGCUGGAAACAGGCCCGUUUCCGGCCUUCCCGAACUUCCGGUAGACCCAUUUUUCAACCUCCCCAAGCCUCCAUGCACGUCCUGCACUUACCUGCAUCCAAAACGGGAUGUGUGGGGACUCCUGGGAGGGGCGGGGUGGGCAGGGCCAGCCAGGAGUGGGAUUUGGAGGUUUUCCAAACUGCACAGAAUCUUAGCUAGAGGUUCUCCCGAACCCCUUCGAACCCCCAGCAGUCCACCCCUGCAGCUAUUGAAGCAUAAGAGGAGUGCAUGUGGUUCGCCCAACUGUUAACGUGUCUUACAACAAACCAGGCUGAAGGUUAACAACCCAAAGAAAACGUAUCUUCAGAUCAGUAAGUUUAGGAAACAAGGACUUUCAAUUAACAAUCUGUAUAUGUGUGUGUGCGCUAUUGGACCAAUUACUGGUAAUCCUUGACUUACAACCGUUUCGUUUAGUGACUGUUCAAAGUUAAAACAGUCCUGAAUAAAGGGACUUAAUGGCUGUUCCUCACAUUAUAACUGUUGCAGCAUCCCCACAGUCACAUGAUCAAAAUUCAGGCAUUUGUCAGCCGGCAUGCAUUUAAUAACGGCCCUGCUUAGUUACAAAUAUUCUGGUCUAGGGGUACCAUUCACUUUCCCUACCAGUUUGCAAAUAUGAACUGCAUGCACCCGGCCUGAAAAACGUGCCUAAAUAGGAUGGCAUAGAGCCAAGGCAGGUGGGCUACCGGUUCAGGCGAACCGGUUCGAGCCAGCUGAAUACGACCUCUGUUCUGAUCCCAAUAGUAGUCAUAAGUCAUGGACUAUCUGUAUACAUCUGAGAGCUGUGUAAAAGCUCUGAAAUCACACAUGAACCUUGCGUGGUAGAUAACUUAGCUUAUUAAUAUGUUCCCGGUGGGGAGAAGGAAUCUCUUUUUCUACUCAGUGAGAACCCUGAAGGGAUGGCAUGGUACGUUUUCAAAGCACGAGGUUUUCCAUUUCACUCUUCAUGGGUGUAAAACUGGCCAGUUUCUUUAAAUGAGCUUCUCCAAAUCUGCUUUUCUCUGGAACUACAGCUCCCAUAAUCCUAUAGGCAACAAGGAGGGGAUUGGCUUGUAGGCUGGACAGCAGAUUCUGGUCUAAUCACAUCUUUCUCCUUGGCAAGUGCCAAGAAAGCCAAGGGAGAUGUGAGGGUCAUCAUUUGGAAGGCAGAUUUGCAAAUACGCAGCCCAAUAUUCACUUCAAUGCACAAUCCUUCCUGACUGUGUUAAUGAGAAAUGCAGCUAUGCGUUUGCUUGUAGGCUCCGGUGGGAAAUAUGAUUCAGUCGAUGUUUAAAAUACAGAGGAAACCCAGCUUCCUAAGGUGAUUGAAUUUUAGUAGUUUGCUUAAAUUUGGAUUUUCUGAAACGAGUCCAUUCUCCCCUCUAAAUCGGUGUUUUUCAUCCUCAGCCACUUAAAAAUGUGUGGAUUUCAACUCCCAGAAUUCCCCAGCCAGCAUAGGAAAUUCCCCAGCAUGCUGGCUGGGAAAUUCCAAGUCCUACCCACCAUAAACUGGUUGAGGUUGAGAAACAUUUAUCUAAAUCAUACUGACUAUUAAGAAACUAGUCCUCAAUGUUUUUUUUUAAAAUUUGAUUUAUAUGCCGCCCUUUUCCGGGGACUCAGGGCAGCUUACAAUGCGUUAAGCAGUAUUUCAAUGUUGAAAUACUUGGACAGUUUAUUGUCCAUUCACUGAUACUGUUUCUCAAUAGCACCAUCCUCUUUUAAUGAUAAGUUGUCACAUAGGGUUGUAACAUCUGGUGGGAGGAUUUUUUGUUUUUUAAAUGCUUUUCCUUAUGUAUUAGUUUUAAUAUUUGCUAUGUUCUUUAUAAACGCCUCCAAGGCUAUUAGCAUUGAGAAUUUUUAUAUUUUCUCUUUUCCAGCUAAAAUUCCAGUUGUGGAGUUUCUUUCCUCUAGGAUGUAUGUUCCUAGCUAAAGAAAUAUUUAUUUCUAUAUGGUUUUCUAAUUAUAUAUGUAUUGUAUAUAGAGCAAAACUUAAAUUUAUAAUCGUAAUAAAAGUAUUUUAGUAGAAUGUAUA
This is a messenger RNA of Pantherophis guttatus, 3227 nucleotides long. RefSeq names its product cardiotrophin-1. The record is from RefSeq and is a predicted model, not a curated record. Gene Ontology annotation, cellular component: CRLF-CLCF1 complex; extracellular region; CNTFR-CLCF1 complex. Gene Ontology annotation, molecular function: cytokine activity. NCBI's taxonomy places the organism in Eukaryota, Metazoa, Chordata, Lepidosauria, Squamata, Colubridae. Gene Ontology annotation, biological process: positive regulation of B cell proliferation; cell surface receptor signaling pathway via JAK-STAT; positive regulation of tyrosine phosphorylation of STAT protein.